Messenger RNA from Bombus impatiens (common eastern bumble bee), 1568 nucleotides. Its product is annotated as tripartite motif-containing protein 45-like. The coding region runs from base 211 to 1248 and encodes 345 amino acids. Gene Ontology annotation, molecular function: zinc ion binding. The transcript is spliced from 6 exons. The record is from RefSeq and is a predicted model, not a curated record. NCBI's taxonomy places the organism in Eukaryota, Metazoa, Arthropoda, Insecta, Hymenoptera, Apidae.
AUCAUAAAACAAUAUAAGUAACAGGAAUCAUAAAAUGAUUUUAAAUUUAGUAUAAAGCAUUCUAAAGCACCCACAUUUUCGUUUCGCAUGCGUUCGCUUUAACGUUAUUUAUAACUCAUUACGCUAUGGCAAGCACGAAGUAGUGCAAAAGAUAUCCACCGACGAAUUUCUGUAUAUGUUACGUUUCUUCAUAAAUCACGUGAUAAUUUAAUGGUGUCUAUGGAUUUUAUCAACUGUUCGAAAUAUCGAUCUAUAAAGAGUUGCUGCAGUGAAAAGUCAUUGAUGGACGAUGAAAAUAAGAACAAUGAAUUUCGUAAUAAAGAUUGCAUAUUCCUUGAACGAAAAAAUAAAAUCGAAGAUGGAUAUUCCACUGUUAACGUGGAGCCAUUACGUUUCGUUAAAAACGUACGCAUGAAAGACCAAAUAAAUGGAGAUAUACAAGAGGAAGGUUUCUCUUCCUUUAAUAUGCAGGAAGACAAAGAUUUUCGAUGUCCUAGAUGUGGCCAAAGCAUGCAAGAACCUAGAUUACUUCCUUGCUUGCAUCCUAUAUGUUCAACAUGUAUUUCAGAAUUAAUGAGUAAACCAUUUUAUAAUUUUACAAAAAGUAUUAAAACUGAAAACAAUAAAUCGGAAAGCAGCCAAAAUAAUUAUUACGAAAUUUGCCCUUUAUGUGAUGUUCAAUUACCAAAUGCUAAUUCAACAGUUCCACCUCCGCAUUAUCCUCUUCAGUAUCGUCUGGUAAUGAGUGCUAUCCGCUCUAAAUUUACAAACAAAAUACUUUGUGAUAUUUGUCCAGAUGAAGUUGUUGCAGUUGUUCAGUGUUCCACGUGUCUCCGCAAUUUUUGCUUAGAUUGUGGUAUGAAGCAUCAACAACAAAUUACAUUGGAAUUAAAACCAUUAAAACAUUCGAUAAGACCGCUAAUGGAAGCUACAAAAGUACGACGUACUGCACUUUGCCAGCAACAUCCUACACAUGCUUUGCGUUUUUAUUGUAUUGCUUGUCAACAGGUAACCUGUAAAGAAUGUAUGUGGAGUAGUCAACACAGAGGUCAUGCAAGUGAAAAUGCUGCUGGAGUUGCAAAACGAGUUAUUUUAUAUUUAACGAAAAUGUUGCAAAGAGCAAAAAUUCUUUUAAACAUGCUCCUAACACAGUACGAUCGAGAUGCAUUUUUAAAUAGCUCUUUUGAGGAAAUAAAGGAUACCAGCAUUUCAGUUGAUUAUAGGUAUGUUAAACUGAUAAUUUUUUAAAUCAAUUAUUUGUCAGAUAAUAUUACAAUUAUAAGAAAUAUAUAUACACAUAUAAAAAAAAUUAGGGAUAUGCUAAGACAAAAGGUAUAUUAUAAGAGAAACAUAUGUAAGUAAAUAUGCAUACAUAUAUUACUUACAUACAUGUAUCUGAAUUGUCAUGUGAUGAUUAUUACUAUAGAUCUUAAGGUUUAAUUAAGAAUAUUUUGUGACUGUCAUUUGAGGUAAAAACUUAUGCAUUGCUAUAGGAUACAAAAAACUGUGAUAAAAAAUAACUGUUACUAUACAAGUAAUUAAAAAAAAUAAAACAUUCCAUUAUAUAA